AGCAGUGCCGUUCCUUUUGAGGAAGACUGAAUCUAAAUGUUGUCUCUGGAGAGAAGCAGCCUUCAGUAUGUUAAAUGACUUUCAUUAUGUAUUUUCAGAUGCCUAUUGAUUGCACAGUAGGAAGAGUGAGAGACUGCAGCAGCCUCUAAGCAGCACUACAUGUUCCAUACAUUAGGAGCACUGCUGAAACAAUGGCACAGCACAGACACAUAUUUUCAUUAAGGUCAUUUCUGAAGAGAUGUUUAUGACCCUCUUUCCCCAGUUCUCUACUAGCAAGUGAGCAAAAUGAAUCAACCAAAACUGGAAAUGCUUCAACUACAGCAAGAAUUUAUCAAAUCUUUAGCAGAGGGCCCACGCGGGCUAAUUCACUAUUUACAACUGACAACAUGAAGAAUGCAGCUGAGCUUCUUCUCCUGGCUGAUGGUAGCCACAGACUACAAGAUAUUCUUGUAACAUAUGAUUUUAAGACAUCAAGGGGUUAAACCAGAAAAUGCAUCUACAUUACUGCUGGAAUAUAACAGAUCACCAGUAUCCUAAGAAAUGCUACACAGAAUAAUCACAAAAAGGAAAAGACAUCACUGUGAAAGCCUGAAAACAAAAUGGUGAGCAUUUUUAAAGGGAGAGUUUAUCCUUUAGCAUACCACAACUGUGAAAGCUAGCAAUUCUUGAAGAAACCUCAAUUUCCAAAAAGGAGAAUGACACACUUUACUGAGAAGCAAAAUGAAGCUUUAGCAAGGGCUUUCUGCACUAACUCUUCAGAUACUCAUAUCAAUUGAUGUGACUAAUGGAUUUUUCCAUCUGAGUUUUACGACCAAUUAUGUAUCCUCUUCUAAUGAAAACAAACCAAAUUAAAUAGCAGAUGGUUUUUAUCAAAAGAACAUGGACUGGAUUUAUAAUAUAAAGCAAGUUAUGUGAUCAAGAAAUCAUUGCAAAAUAAUGAGGACGGCUGUAGGAACAGAUUUACAAUUGUAACAAAAGGAUGUCUAAAUACAUUUUAGAAGCUAGAAAGCUUGUGCUUCCUUUUUUGUUUUCACAUAUUCUGGAAAACAGAGACAAUACCAUAUAUUCCCUCAAAGGGAAAAGUAAUUCCUAUCAUCUAAGGAAGUUUCUACUGGUCACGACUUUUUAAGGCAAAGCAAACACAAAUAUUAUGUACUGUUCUUUAGAAAUCCAACAGCCAACUAAAUCUUAAUUCAUGCAGCUGAAGUACUGGAGAGAAAAAUGAGAGAAUUCCUACAAGUAUGAAAUAAAACACAGCUACUUCCUUGUUGUCAGGUAAAAAAUCAUAUCAAAAUCUGUCAAUGACAUCAUGUAUCAAUUUCUGAAAAACUGUCAUAGUGAGCCAAAAGGCCCAUGAGGCAACAGCAAACAGGGAAAAAGACUGCUCCAAAAGAAUGUGUUUUUCUCCCACUCUGGAAAUCAACAUGCAGUCUGAAUCUAACAUUACAGUGCGAGAUGACAUUGAUGACAUCAACACCAAUAUGUACCAACCACUAUCAUAUCCAUUAAGCUUUCAAGUGUCUCUCACCGGAUUUCUUAUGUUAGAAAUUGUUUUGGGACUUGGCAGCAAUCUCACCGUACUGGUACUUUACUGCAUGAAAUCCAACUUAAUCAACUCUGUCAGUAACAUUAUUACAAUGAAUCUUCAUGUACUUGAUGUAAUAAUUUGUGUGGGAUGUAUUCCUCUAACUAUAGUUAUCCUUCUGCUUUCACUGGAGAGUAACACUGCUCUCAUCUGCUGUUUCCAUGAGGCCUGUGUAUCUUUUGCAAGUGUCUCAACAGCAAUCAACGUUUUUGCCAUCACUUUGGACAGAUAUGACAUUUCUGUAAAACCUGCAAACCGAAUUCUGACAAUGGGCAGAGCUGUAAUGUUGAUGAUAUCAAUUUGGAUUUUUUCUUUUUUCUCUUUCCUGAUUCCCUUUAUUGAGGUAAAUUUUUUUAGUCUUCAAAGUGGAAAUACAUGGGCAAACAAGACACUUCUGUGUGUCAGCACGAAUGAAUACUACACUGAACUGGGAAUGUAUUAUCAUCUACUAGUACAGAUCCCAAUAUUCUUCUUCACUGUUAUAGUAAUGUUAAUCACAUACACCAAAAUUCUUCAGGCUCUUAACAUUCGAAUAGGCACGAGAUUUUCUACAGGACAGAAGAAGAAAACAAGAAAGAAAAAAACAAUUUCUUUAACCACACAACAUGAAACUACAGACAUGUCACAAAGCAGCAGUGGGAGAAAUGUAGUCUUUGGUGUAAGAACUUCAGUUUCUGUAAUAAUUGCCCUUCGGCGAGCUGUGAAACGACACCGUGAACGAAGAGAGAGGCAAAAAAGAGUCUUCAAAAUGUCAUUAUUGAUUAUUUCUACAUUUCUUCUCUGCUGGACACCAAUUUCUGUUUUAAAUACCACCAUUUUAUGUGUAGGCCCAAGUGACCUUUUAGUAAAAUUAAGAUUGUGUUUUCUAGUCAUGGCUUAUGGGACAACCAUAUUUCACCCUCUAUUAUAUGCGUUCACUAGACAAAAAUUUCAAAAGGUCUUGAAAAGUAAAAUGAAAAAGCGAGUUGUUUCCAUAGUGGAAGCUGAUCCCAUGCCUAAUAAUGCUGUCAUACACAACUCUUGGAUCGAUCCUAAAAGAAACAAGAAAUUUACCUUUGAAGAUAGUGAAAUAAGAGAGAAAUGUUUGGUACCUCAGGUUGUUACAGACUAGGGAAAAGACUAAGUCUCACCAAAUUCACAUUCAGAAGAGUUUUAAAUUUAAAUUGUAAAAAGUGAAGUAACUGCCAAAUACAAAACAUUUUAAGUACUGGUUAUGUUGUAAAUUUUCAAUGUGAAUGUCAAAUAGAUUAGGUCAUAUAUAUUCAAUUUCUUCAUUACUUAAUGUAUUUGUUGCAUGGCAGUUUGUUAAAGUAAUAUCACGUGCAUAUUUUGUCAGUAUUAUGUCCAUCAGAUAUUCAUGUAAGUCAAAUUUUCUAAAGAAUAAAUACAUAGCCUUAA
Molecule: messenger RNA, 2983 nt
Organism: Lepus europaeus (European hare)
Lineage: Eukaryota; Metazoa; Chordata; Mammalia; Lagomorpha; Leporidae
Gene: GPR22
Product: G protein-coupled receptor 22
Exons: 3
Coding region: 1395-2696 (433 amino acids)
Biological process (GO): G protein-coupled receptor signaling pathway
Cellular component (GO): membrane
Molecular function (GO): peptide binding; G protein-coupled receptor activity
Source: RefSeq, a predicted model, not a curated record